AUGACAGGCGUCAUUGGCGCCGAAGGCACUCCCUCGGACCUCACAAAGGCAAACGCAUCGCCGUCUCCGAGCGAGAAGGAGGACGCCAAGGAGCUCGUUCCAAAGAUCAAGACGGCGUUGAGGGAGAACAGGGCCACCGAAGCGCUGGAGCUUGCGAACAAGGCCGUAGGCCUGGACGGCAGCAGCCACAGGAUGCUUGCCAUGCGCGGAAUGGCCUUGACUGCGCUGAAGAUGCCCACGGCCGCCAUCGCCGACUGCGACGCCGCGCUCGAGCACAACAAGGAGAGCCUGUACGCCCUGCGCUGCCGUGGCAAGGCACACGCCAUGCUGGCUCUUUGGGAGAAGAGCCACAAGGACCUUGCUGCAGCUGACAAGAUCAAUCCCGACGACAGUGAGGAAGGUAUCGCACUCAGGAAGCAAGUCAAGGCGAACAUGCAAAAGAUGGAGACCAUCAUGGAGGAUCCGGCCGUGAAUGAGGUGCUCAACGACGACCAAACGCUCGAGGCUUUGAAGAACCCGGAGAUCAAGGCUGCGUUUGAGGACUGCGUGGACCAUCCAGAGAAGCUGGCCGAGUACAAGUCCAAGCCUGAGAUUUGGCGCGUCAUGGAUCGAGUGCUGUCUCGCUUCAACCAGUGA
Molecule: messenger RNA, 636 nt
Organism: Salpingoeca rosetta
Lineage: Eukaryota; Choanoflagellata; Craspedida; Salpingoecidae
Exons: 7
Coding region: 1-636 (211 amino acids)
Molecular function (GO): Hsp70 protein binding
Source: RefSeq, a predicted model, not a curated record